Molecule: messenger RNA, 3406 nt
Organism: Diospyros lotus (date-plum)
Lineage: Eukaryota; Viridiplantae; Streptophyta; Magnoliopsida; Ericales; Ebenaceae
Exons: 1
Coding region: 112-2817 (901 amino acids)
Biological process (GO): intracellular zinc ion homeostasis; zinc ion transport; transmembrane transport
Cellular component (GO): membrane; Golgi apparatus
Molecular function (GO): zinc ion transmembrane transporter activity
Source: RefSeq, a predicted model, not a curated record
AAGCCGGCGGCGUCCGUUUUAACUCACUGAUUUGGAGCCUUUGUUUCUGAAUUAGGAGACUCUUCUUCUCGCUCGUAGAUCUUCUUCAACUCUUCAGUCUGCCUGCCUGCCAUGGCCGAUCACCGCCACCACCACCACCGCCCCCACCGCCUCUCCCUCCCCGAGCGCACCCCUGUCGUCGCCGCCUCCCCGGCCACUCCCAGAUCGUUCCCUCUCUACCCCUACCCUCCUCCGUCAAACCCCACCCCGACCGCAACCCCCUCCAAACAACGCCGCUCCGCCCUUAACGUCCACCGUCCUUCCCCCAGAAAAACCACCUCCAUCUCCUUCCUCUUUCUCCUCCUCUUCUCCCUCCGCUCUCUCUACUCUCUCCUCCCCUUCCUCCGCUCCUCCCCCUCCUCCUUCUCCCUCUUCCCCUUCACCUUUCUCGUCUCCCUCCUCUCUUUCCUCCUCUCCCUUUCUUUCUCCCUCUUCGAUCCCCAAACUCACCGCCACUCCUUCUUUUCCCUCGCCUCUGUUACCCCUUCCCAGCACAAGCUUCUCCUCGCCAAAUCCCUCCUCCUCGCCGUCGUCUUCCUCCUCCGAUUCCAAGCCCUCCUCUACUGCGGCACCGCUGCCAUGAUUCUCGCCGAAUUGUCUGGUAACGUUGCCGCUCGCUUCGUUGCCGAGUCCCGCAACCGCAAUCGCGAUCGAAUAGGAUUCUCCAAGGUUCGUGGCUUUUUCGCGUUGUUUCUGGGGUUGUUUUUGCUGUCAAUUAGUUGGGAUCGAAUUGAAUGCUUUCCAUUCUCUGCUAUAAACGUUGCUAAACACGGAUUGUCAAUGCUUCCCGGUGAGAAUUGUGUUAGGCUUUGGCCUAUGUUGCUUCCAUUUUUGUCUGGCUUCUUAGGUUGCUACGAGCGUGUGGCAAUGAAUGGGGGGAGUAUUAGGGAAUUGGGUCGAAAACAGGUUCGAUUGAUUUCGCUCUUUUUCACCACGGCUGUGCUUUUCAUUCCUGCUGUAAUUAGUAUGUUCCUAUUUGAAGCAGAGGGAGAGAGCAUUUCCAUUCGAAAUUUAGGUUGGCCCUUAGCGAACACCGUCUUGUUUGGGGUACUCCUGAGUGAGAAUUAUGCUGAUGAUAAGUUAUCAACUUCCAAGGAUUUUCAAAGGGAAUUUCUUGUCACUUUUGUCUGUACCCUUCUUCUGGAGCUGUUCUAUUUUCCCGAACUUUCGCUUUGGGGAUUGUUGACAUGUGGCCUGUUGAUUGGAUUUGCGGUUAGAAAGUUGGAUCCUUUGUAUUCGAGUUAUCUUGAAUUGGGCUUGGAACCUUCAGAGUCGUUAACUACCUCGGUUAUGAAGCCAAUUCGGCACAUUUUGAGUGAAAGAAAAUCCCGAAAAAUUGCACUUUUCCUUUUGAUCAACAUGGGUUACAUGGUCGUGGAAUUUGUUGCUGGUUUUAUGAGCAACAGUCUAGGGUUAAUAUCGGAUGCUUGUCACAUGCUGUUUGAUUGUGCAGCUCUUGCAAUUGGAUUGUAUUCUUCUUACAUUUCACGGUUGCCGGCAAACAGCCAAUUUAAUUAUGGCCGGGGAAGAUUUGAAGUCCUGUCUGGCUAUGUUAAUGCUGUUUUCUUGGUGCUGGUUGGAGCACUAAUUGUGCUCGAGUCAUUUGAAAGGAUUUUGGAUCCCCAGGAAAUUUCAACCAACAGUCUGUUGACGGUUUCACUAGGAGGGCUUCUUGUGAAUGUGGUUGGUUUGAUCUUCUUUCAUGAAGAGCAUCAUCAUGCCCAUGGCGGAGGUGGAUCGUGUUCACAUGCCCACUCCCACUCACAUUCCCAUCAUGCUCAUGAUCAUUCUGGUCACAAUCAUAACGCAGACACUGAUCAUCAUGAACUUAUAGUUGUUUCCCAUGACCACCAUGAAAACCAUACUGAUAAGCAUGAACACCAUGAUUUUGACCAUCAUCACCAUACUGAUAAGAAUGAACACCAUGGAAUCAGGAGUUCCAAGUGCAAUGAUCACCACGACCAUGUUCACCAACAUGAUCACCAUAAACACCAUCACCAUCAUGCCGACAGCCAUCCCCAUGGAAGCUCCAAGUGCGGUGAUCACCAUGAUCAUGUUCACCAACAUGACCACCACGAACAUCAUUACCAUCACGGUGACGAGCAUUCCCAUGGAAGCUUCCAUGCAAGUUUUCCUGGAGGCGCUGACAACCAUUCCUUUGGCGGUCACAUGGGGGAUGAUUCUCACAGCCAUGGGAAGCCUUCUAGCCAUGCUCAUACUCCAGUUUUUGAAAGUCAUUCCUCUUUAGUUAGUGAUGGUUCUCAGCUAAUAAAACCACCAUCUGAUAGAGAAGAAUUGCAGAGGCAACAUCCUCACCGCCACCACCACCACAUUGACCACAACAUGGAGGGUAUUUUCUUGCAUGUUUUGGCAGACACCAUGGGAAGUGUUGGGGUUGUUAUAUCAACCCUUCUGAUCAAGUAUAAAGGGUGGCUUGUUGCAGAUCCUGCCUGCUCGAUAUUUAUUUCUGUAUUGAUUGUAGCUUCUGUAAUCCCACUGCUCAGAAACUCUGCAGAAAUUUUACUUCAAAGAGUGCCUAGAGCUCACGAGCAGGAUUUGAAGGAAGCUCUGAAAGAUGUUAUGAAGAUAAAGGGAGUAUGCGGGGUUCAGAAUAUGCACGUAUGGAGUUUUACAAACACAGAUGUUGUAGGCACUCUCCAUCUUCAUGUCUCAACCGGGACAUACAAGUCUUCUGCAAAGGCACAGGUUUCUCACAUACUACAAGAUGUGGGGAUCAAGGAUUUGACCGUGCAGGUGGAAUGUGUCGAGAGUAGUUAAGAAUUUAAUCCCUGAUGUGUGUUAAUUUCCGAAAGCGCUUAGAGCAGGGAAAUGACGCCUGUGAGUUUUAGGAACCGGUUCUUCAUGCCACUGUAGGUCCAGUCCCGUACAAUGCUACAGAUGCCCCGCACCACCAGUCGCGGUCCUCGGUGCCCUCGCGUUCUCUGCAGUUUAAUUUGAGUUGGGAUCUAGAGAGGCAGCUAGAUAUGGCCCCUCUCAUGCUUAUGCUUCUACUUCUACUUCACGUUGAGAGGAUUUGGAAGAAACAAGCAGGUGCUAUAUAUGGGUCUUGGUUAUCUAUCUGCGCAAGGCAACAGUCCUUGCAACUCUUUUAAGUUAUUUGCUCAUCAGCUUCCCGUAUAAUUUGAUCCAAUCUUCUCUCCGUGCAUAUCUCUGGCAACUGUAAUUGGGAAAUUGCAAAGAGUUAUUUAAGCUGUGUGUUCUUGUAUUAUUGUUGAAGCUUUGUUAUAGACAAACUUGUCAAUGGAAACUAGGUUUCCAGUAGAUAGAAAGCCAUCACUUUUGUAUGAUGCCAUCUCCUAUAAGGCUUUAAAUAAACAAAGAGAAAAUAGUGUUAUGCUUUGUGUUC